AUGGCUGCAAUUACUAGCAGCCGGCGCAUGAGCUUGGGCUCCCUGAGUUCGAGAAGCUGGGCCUCGGCUAGUGUGAGGGAGGUUUUCACUGCACCUGGGCAGGACACCUUUGGGAGGAGUGGGAGAGAGUAUGACGAUCAAGAGGAGCUCAUUUGGGCUGCCAUCGAGCGGCUCCCGACUUAUGACCGUACGAGAAAAGGGAUUCUGAAGAAAGUGUUGGAAGAUGGAAAGGUGGUUCGUGAGGAGGUUGAUUUCACCCAUCUUGGGGACCAACAAAAGAAGCGUCUCAUGGAGAGCAUACUCAGAGUUGUAGAUGAUGAUAAUGAGAGGUUCUUGCGCAGCCUCAGAGAUAGAACUGAUCGAGUUGGCAUUGAUAUUCCGAAAGUGGAAGUUCGUUUUGAGCAUCUCUCUAUCACGGGGGACACACAUGUUGGGUCGAGGGCGCUUCCAACUCUGUUGAACUCUACAUUAAACGUGAUAGAGGGGAUUCUUGAGAAAGUGAGGAUCAUCCCUUCAAAGAAAAAGGCUGUCAGUAUACUUGAUGAUGUUAGCGGCAUCGUGAGACCUUCGAGGAUGACACUACUUCUCGGGCCUCCAGGCGCUGGAAAAACUAUACUGCUAAAGGCUCUUGCAGGAAAGCUCGACAAAGAUCUUAAGGUAAAUGGAAAAAUCACCUACUGUGGUCACGAGCUCAUGGAGUUCGUUCCCCAGAGGACAUGCUCUUACAUAAGCCAACAUGAUCUUCACCAUGGAGAGAUGACUGUGAGGGAGACAUUAAAUUUUUCGGGACGUUGUUUGGGAGUCGGAACUAGGUACGACCUUCUUGUUGAAUUAGCAAGGCGAGAAAAAGAGUCCGGGAUUAAACCGGACCCUGAAAUCGAUGCAUUCAUGAAAGCCACAGCCGUAGCUGGCCAAGAAUCAAGUCUAGUAACAGACUAUGUGCUCAAGAUUCUUGGUUUGGAUAUAUGUGCUGAUAUAUUGGUUGGAGAUGAGAUGAGACGUGGAAUAUCAGGUGGACAGAAAAAGCGGCUCACGACAGGUGAAAUGUUGGUGGGACCAGCGAAAGUUUUCUACAUGGAUGAAAUAUCGACCGGUCUCGACAGUUCGACUACUUUUCAAAUCGUUAAGUACAUGAGGCAGAUGGUUCACAUCAUGGAUGUGACCAUGAUAAUAUCCCUCCUCCAACCCGCACCCGAAACUUUCGAGCUUUUUGAUGACGUUAUUUUGCUCUCGGAAGGUAAAAUUGUCUACCAGGGUCCUCGUGGGAACAUCCUCGAGUUUUUCGAGAGUGUUGGGUUCAAGUGCCCAGAGAGGAAAGGUGUAGCUGACUUUCUACAAGAAGUCACCUCAGUAAAAGACCAAGAGCAAUACUGGUUCAAGAAAAACGAGCCUUAUAGAUAUAUUUCGGUGGAAGAGUUUGUGGACCACUUCAGAUCCUUCCAUAUAGGACAGAACCUUUGUGAUGAGCUGGCGGUACCAUAUGAUAGAUCGAAAGCCCAUCCAGCUGCAUUGGUGACCGAAAAAUAUGGGAUCUCGAACAUGGAGCUUUUCAGGGCGUGUUUGUCCCGGGAAUGGCUUCUGAUGAAGCGGAAUUCUUUCUUGUAUAUAUUCAAGACUUUCCAGAUAACUAUAAUGUCGAUAAUUACGUUCACGGUGUUUUUCAGAACAGAAAUGAGGUCCGGGCAGUUGGUGGAUGGAGGGAAAUUUUAUGGUGCAUUGUUUUUCAGCCUCAUUAAUGUGAUGUUUAAUGGCACAGCAGAGCUUGCUCUGACAGUUCUUAGGCUUCCCGUGUUUUUUAAGCAAAGGGAUGCUCUGUUUUAUCCGGCUUGGGCCUUUUCCUUACCAAUUUGGCUUGUGAGGAUCCCGCUUUCUCUUAUGGAAUCAUUGAUAUGGAUUGUUCUUACUUAUUAUACUAUUGGAUUCGCUCCUGGGGCUGACAGAUUUUUCCGCCAAUUGCUGGCAUUUUUUGCACUGCAUCAGAUGGCUUUAUCCCUAUUCAGAUUUAUUGCCGCACUUGGACGAACACAGGUUGUUGCAAACACUUUGGGUACUUUCACUUUGCUGAUGGUCUUUGUUCUUGGUGGUUUUAUUAUUGCCAGAGAUGACAUCGAGCCAUGGAUGAUCUGGGGCUACUAUAUUUCUCCCAUGAUGUAUGGUCAGAAUGCUAUAGCCAUCAACGAAUUUUUGGAUGAAAGAUGGAGCACCCCAAACCCCGACAGCAGAUUUAAUGAGCCAACAGUUGGCAAGGCUCUUCUGAGGAUGAGGGGCAUGUUUACAGAGGAUUAUAUGUACUGGAUAUGUGUUGCUGCUCUAUUUGCCUUCUCUAUUUUCUUCAACAUCUGCUUCAUUAUCGCACUCUCGUAUCUGAACCCUUUCGGAGAUUCAAGGUCUGUUACUGUGGAUGACAGUGACAAGAAGAAAAAGAAUCUUGCCGCCUCAGAAAAUUUGAACAAUGAUAGAACUGAAGCCUCUCAAGCAGAAACUGCGAAUGCGAAGAAGGGAAUGGUGCUCCCAUUCACCCCGUUGUCACUAGCAUUUGACCAUGUGAACUACUAUGUUGAUAUGCCUGCUGAAAUGAAAAAGAGUGGGAUUGAAGAAACUCGUCUUCAACUACUGAGAGAUGUUAGUGGAGCCUUCAGGCCUGGAGUCUUGACUGCACUAGUCGGCGUGAGUGGGGCCGGCAAGACGACCCUUAUGGAUGUAUUGGCAGGAAGAAAAACAGGUGGAUAUAUCGAGGGCAGUAUAAGCAUUUCUGGUUAUCCCAAGAAUCAGUCGACUUUUGCCCGGAUAAGCGGCUACUGUGAACAGACUGAUAUACAUUCUCCUCAUGUGACUGUGUACGAGUCGAUUGUUUACUCUGCCUGGUUGCGUCUUUCUCCGGAUGUGGACAAGGAAACACGCAAGAUGUUUGUUGAACAAGUGAUGGAGCUGAUCGAGCUGAAUCCCUUGAAAAAUGCCUUAGUGGGGCUUCCUGGAGUUGAUGGCCUGUCGACAGAGCAGAGGAAGAGGCUCACGAUAGCGGUUGAACUUGUUGCCAACCCGUCCAUAAUCUUCAUGGACGAGCCGACUUCCGGACUCGAUGCCCGAGCAGCUGCCAUCGUCAUGCGCACGGUUCGAAACACGGUCGACACGGGCCGCACGGUCGUGUGCACCAUCCAUCAACCGAGCAUAGAUAUUUUCGAGGCUUUUGACGAGCUGUUGCUGAUGAAGAGAGGAGGACAAGUUAUUUAUGCUGGGCCUCUCGGACAUCAUUCUCAUCUAUUAGUAGAAUACUUUCAGUCUGUUCCUGGGGUUCCUGAGAUUAAGGAAGGCUACAAUCCUGCCACUUGGAUGCUGGAUGUUACAACUCCUGCCAUGGAAGCUCAACUUAACGUUGAUUUUGCUCAAAUUUAUAAUAACUCUGAUCUUUACCGGAGGAAUGAAGAACUAAUUAAACAACUUAGCUUGCCAGCACCAGGGUCUGAAGAUCUAUAUUUCCCAACCCAAUUCGCUCAGUCUUUCAUUAAUCAAUGCAAAGCAUGCUUUUGGAAACAGCAUUUAUCCUACUGGAGGCAUCCUCAGUAUAAUUCCAUCAGGUUUUUUAUGACGGCCAUCAUUGGAAUUAUAUUUGGAGUCAUAUUCUGGGACAAAGGGGGACAAUUGUCUACACAACAAGAUCUAAUGAACCUGCUUGGAGCCAUAUACUCUGCUGUUAUGUUUCUUGGAGGCACAAAUACUUCUGCUGUUCAGUCGGUUGUGGCUGUAGAAAGAACAGUCUUUUACCGUGAAAAGGCAGCUGGGAUGUAUUCAGCAUUGCCUUAUGCAUUUGCUCAGGUGGCAAUCGAGACAGUUUAUAUAUCAAUUCAGACCUUCAUAUACAGCCUUCUCCUUUACUCGAUGAUUGGGUUCGAUUGGCGGGCGGAUAGAUUCUUUUGGUUCUAUUUUUUUGUAUUUAUGUGUUUCGUAUACUUCACUUCGUAUGGCAUGAUGCUUGUGGCAGUCACCCCAAAUUACCAGAUUGCGGCAAUUGUCAUGUCAUUUUUCCUCAGCUUCUGGAAUUUGUUCUCAGGUUUCCUCAUUGCAAGAACGGAUAUUCCUAUAUGGUGGAGAUGGUACUAUUGGGCUUCGCCUGUCGCAUGGACUAUAUACGGGCUUGUGACUUCUCAGGUGGGAGACCGGACGGACCCUAUUCAAAUACCGGGUAGUGGUGAUAUUCCUUUAAGAGAAUAUCUCGAGAAUUCCUUGGGAUACGAUUACGACUUCCUGGGACCGGUCGCCGGGGCCCACAUCGGUUGGGUCAUUCUUUUCUGUAUCGUUUUCGCUUACGGCAUCAAGUUCCUCAACUUCCAAAAGAGACAUGCUGAAGCGGCGAGGGCCGCAUACAAAAUCGUGAGUUCGUAUCAAGGCACAAGGGUAGCAAUAAGCACAAGCGCACAACGGCUCGGUGAACUGGCCACGACAGUGACGGGCUAUGGUGAACGAACUGGCCACGACAGUGAUGGGCUAUGGUGA
Molecule: messenger RNA, 4491 nt
Organism: Striga hermonthica
Lineage: Eukaryota; Viridiplantae; Streptophyta; Magnoliopsida; Lamiales; Orobanchaceae
Source: the annotation of a GenBank genome assembly